AGUGUAGGCCAAAAGAACGCGGGAACAGGAAUAAACUGCAAUUCAGCUUUUUGUGCGCGCGACGCAAUUAAAUCGACAGCACUUGAAAGUAUGCUACACAAAUCUGUUUCAACUUGUUACUGCAAAAACAAAAGCAACAACCAGAGCAAAAGCACCAGUAGCCCUCCCACGCAACCGUUAAUAUUGACUGCAUAGAGAGAGAGAGAGCCCUAGAACACUAGCAACUAGCAACAAACAGGAGUCGUAAAAAAAAAACAGGGCGAAAAUAACAAAAAUUAACAGGAAAUCCAAAAUCCAAUUGGAAUAUAUAGGAAACUUCUACAACAACAAUACAACAACAAAACAGUAAAGCUGUUACUCCUAACGGUAAACGGAGCCAACGACGGCAAUUACACAACAAAGAUGGCGUCCUCGCCGACACCAUCUCUGGACUCGAUGCGGGGCGGGGCGAACUCCAUUGAAUCAUACGAACACGCCGGCUACCUAUCAGACUCCCCGCUCACGCUGAGCGGCUCAUCGCCCCCGGCCAGCGAUUCGGCAAUCUGCAGUGAUGAGUACACGGGCGGCAGCAGCGUCAAGUCGCGCUCGGAGGUGACGGUGAUCAAUGGCCAUCAUCCCAUUUCGGCUUCGGUGUCGUCCAGCUCAUCGGCCAGCUCCUCAUCCUGCUCGUCCUCAUCGUCAUCGUCCUCGUCGUCCUCAUCGUCGUCCAGCUCCUCCACCAGCGGCCUCAGCGGCUGUGGCAGCACCAGCAGCAGUGUGAUCAGCGCCAACAAUGUGACCAGCAACGGACCCGGCGUCAUCGGCAGCAAUCUCCAGGGAUCAUCCUCCAACAGUGGCAGCAACUCCGGCAUCAGUAGUUUGGUGGUGGGUGCCGGCAAGGGGGUGAGCGGCGGCAGCAGCAGCUCCAGCUCCUCCAGCAACUCGUCGGCGAUCGGUUCGCCGCCACGGUGCACCGCCUGCAAGAGCAAGUGCAGCGAUGCGGUGGCCAAGUGCUUCGACUGUCAGAGCUAUCUCUGCGCCAACUGUGUGACCGCCCACGAGUUCAUGCACUGUUUCCACGGGCACAACGUCUGCCUGAUCAAGGGAUUCGAGGCCAGCACCGGCACUCCCCUGUCGGUGGGCUCUCCCAGCAGCAACCCGGGCUCGAGCGACAGCUUCAAGUACGCCAGCUCCCUGACCAUGAUGCUCCAGCAGCAGCAGCAGCUCGACUCCCAGCAACAGCAGCAGCAACUGUUGCCCUCGCAGCCCAUGUCCCAGCUCUCCAAGAUCGUGCUGGCAGCUGCCGCCCAGGCCAACAACCAGGAGCAGCAGCGGGAGGAUAACCUCUUCGGGUCACUCCACCAGCAGCAGCAGCAGCAGCAACAACAGCAGCAACAACAACAACAGCAGCAGCAGCAGAGGCAGCUCUUCUGCCCCCGACACAAGCAGGAGCUGCUGAAGUUCAGCUGUCGCACCUGCUGCGUCCUGGUGUGCAAGGAGUGCAUCGUCCAGGAGCACUCUACCGGCCUGCACGAGCUGGAGAAUGUCCAGUCCCCGGGACUGACCUCCUCGGCGGGAUCCACGGCCAAUGAGACGGCCCUGCAGACCCUGCUGGCCGAUAUGCGGGGCAAGAUCGGUGAGAUCGUGGCCAUUGCCGGGAACUCGGAGCAGAACCUCACCAAGGUGAAGUUGCAGUACCAGAAGGCGCACAAUGAGCUGAACGAGACGUACCAGUUCUUCGCCUCCAUGCUGGACGAGCGCAAGACGGAGCUGCUCAAGGAGCUGGAGUCUGUGUACACGGCCAAGGUGAGCACCAACAGUGCGUGGCAGCAGCGGUCGCGCGAGCUGAUCGACAAGGGUCUGACCACCUGCGAAGCGGUGGAGAGGAGCCCGGCUCCUCCCCCAUCCCUGCUGGCCGAGGCCCUGCUCCUGCGCAAGUCCCUGGAGCAGCAGCUCCAGACGGGCAUCCAGGACAUGCAGCUGCCCUUCGAGAUGGAGUUCAUGUCCAACUACCAGUCGAUUCAGGCCGGUGUCCGCAACACCUUCGGCUACAUCCGGGCCAGCAGCUCCGAUGGCGGCCACUCCAGCCUCAGCCUGACCAGCAACGGACACGGCAAGCAGCCGCCCAUCGCCCGGCCCACCCAGAGCGCCAGCAACAGCAGCGCCAGCAGCGUCGGCAGUGGUCCCCAUGGCCACCAUCAGUCGCACAGCCACCACCAGAGUCAUCUGCACCACCAGACAUCCCAGCACCAGCAGCUGCAGGCGCAGUCCUCGCUCCACAGCCUCGGCCUGGGGCUCCUGGACAGCAGCUCCAACGGCGCCGGCUCGGGCGGAGCCUUCGGCAAUGGCGGCGGUCUCCUGUUGAGCGGCCGCGAACGCAACGCCCUCGGCGUGGACCAGCACUUCGGGGAGCUCAUUCCCAAGCGCGGAGGCGGUGGCUUCAGUAGCAGUAAUGGUGCCGGCACCGUGGCCCACUACAAUCCCUACGAGAAGUGGAGCAACGGCGGCAGCGACAAUCUGUUCUCGUCGGUGACCGGCAGUGGAGCCGGCAGCUCCGCCGUGGUGGACGCCUUUGCCAGCCAGCUGUCCAGCCUGUCGUCCGUGGGAGGAACGGUGGUCAGUGGCGCCGGAGCGGGAGGCAAUGCUGUGAGCUCAGAGUCACUGCUGGACCUCACCAACAAGCUGCUCUCGGCCACCAUUUACCCGCCCAAGUCGCAGAUCAAGCGCCAGAAGAUGAUCUACCACUGCAAGUUCGGGGAGUUCGGCGUGAUGGAGGGCCAGUUCACGGAGCCCAGCGGUGUGGCGGUCAAUGCCCAGAACGACAUCAUUGUGGCGGACACGAACAACCAUCGCAUCCAGAUCUUCGACAAGGAGGGACGCUUCAAGUUCCAGUUCGGCGAGUGCGGCAAGCGGGACUCGCAGCUGUUGUACCCCAACCGGGUGGCCGUCGUCCGCAACUCCGGCGACAUCAUCGUGACGGAGCGAUCACCGACACACCAGAUCCAGAUCUACAACCAGUACGGGCAGUUUGUACGGAAGUUUGGUGCCACCAUCUUGCAGCAUCCGCGCGGCGUCACCGUCGACAACAAGGGCCGGAUCAUCGUGGUGGAGUGCAAGGUGAUGCGGGUGAUCAUCUUCGACCAGAACGGCAAUGUGCUGCACAAGUUCGGGUGCUCAAAGCACCUGGAGUUCCCCAACGGUGUGGUGGUCAACGACAAGCAGGAGAUCUUCAUUAGCGACAAUCGGGCGCACUGCGUCAAGGUGUUCAACUACGAGGGCCAGUAUCUCCGCCAGAUCGGCGGCGAGGGCAUCACCAACUAUCCGAUCGGUGUCGGUAUCAACUCGAACGGGGAGAUCCUCAUCGCGGACAACCACAACAACUUCAAUCUGACCAUCUUCACGCAGGACGGGCAGCUGAUCUCGGCGCUCGAGUCGAAGGUGAAGCACGCCCAGUGCUUCGAUGUGGCGCUCAUGGACGACGGCAGUGUGGUGCUGGCCAGCAAGGACUACCGGCUAUACAUCUAUCGCUAUGUCCAACUGGCACCAGUGGUAAUGCACAAAUUGCACAGCAACAUCAUUGACAAGAGCAACUUGGCAGACAGAAUACAGCAACAUUUCAUUUAAGAAACUAUAAACACACAACUUGCAUAUAUCAAUCACGAAACAUUCCCCAUUAACACUUGUAUUAUGUUGAAUUUGUUGUUUGAAGGAAAAGAUAUGAAAAAACUAAUAAUGAGAGAAGUGGAUUUUAUAGAAAUAUGCAAGUUAUCCAACCCGUAAAGAAACUUAUGAGUUUUCAAGUCUUUAUUUCAAGAUUGAAAUAUCCUUUUUCAAGGCCUCACGUUGGCCGCCAAUUAUUCAAUAAGUUGGUAUUUUAAUUUAUCGAAAAAAACGAUUAUGGGUUCGAUAACUUGCAUUCAUUUCAAUGUAUGGUAAUGUAAAGGCAUGGAAAGGUUUACGUUAUGCAAUUAUUUUAAAUCAAUUUCGGGACUCAAAAAAUUUUAUAACUAUUAUUAUAUUUGCAUCUAGUGUAAAUGAGUCUCUACGGUCGAACCGCACACAAUCUAACACAAAAACACAUUAAACAAAAAAAUUUAACGUUGCUAAAUCAUUUGAAAUAUGCAUAAAUGUUAGCUCAUCUUAAUCAUAAUCAUGCAUUCGAUAUAGAUUUUAGUAUUUAUAAAGCUAUAUAGUGCAACUAAGCCGAUCAUGGAAUCAUCAUCUAGUCAUCAUGCAUACAUAUAUGUAUUUUUAUAAUUAUUAAUAUUAAAAACGUAAAAAAAAAACAAGAAAAAAAAUAUUAAGUAAACGAAACCGAAAAGAACACCAAUCUAAUGUUAAAUGUCGUUAUAAUUAAGUUUUCUUUAUAUACACAUAUAUAUUAUGUUUUAGCUAACGAUUUGAAAAAUAUUGUGUUUAAGAACUCAUUUUUUAAUGUCCCCCAGAAAUACGAAUUUUGAAUUUCUCUACUAAAGCCAAGUUGAAUUUGAAAAUAAACAUUGAAAUAAAAUAAUAAGAACAAGAGUAUACAGGGUGUUGCUUCAAUGGCUUUUUUAAAUAUCAUAGUCAUAUGAAAAUGAAUAUUUUAUCUUUUAAAAUAAUAUGUUUUGUCUAUGGUUAAUUGUUUACACAAUACGUUCAGUUACAACUCGUAUAUUUCGCUCAAAUUUUGUUUUAAAGUUAAGAGAAAAUCACAAAACCAAAAAAAAUGUUAAAGAAAAGGACAAGAAAGUGAGGAAAAAUAUGGACUGACAAGCAAAUAACGUAUAUCAUUGAGGGUUGGCAUUUUUAAACUUUACAUAUAUAAUAUAUAUAUAUAUUUAAAUAUAUAUAAUACAUGUAGACUUUGUCAGGCAAGCCAUUCUCAGCUGUUUCGAACGAGGAAAUUGUUAACAUUUUUUUGUGUUGAAAUGAAAAAGAAAAUGAAAAAUAUAUACACGCCCACCAAGUGCAUACUAUAUGCUAUUUACUGUUUCUAAUAUGCAUACAAAGAAUUAACCACAGUACAUGAAAACAAAAACACUUAGAAUUUGGUUAUAGUUGGUAACUGACUCAACCUACUGCCAGGAUCAGCUCAGCUCAGCUCCUCUUAGACACCCUGCAUUCAGUCAUCAGUCAUCAGCCAUUCAGUCUGUCAUUCAUCAUCAUUCACUCAAUCAAUCAAUCAUACCGAUCCUACCCACGAAUCAAGCACAGUUAGAUCUAAAUCCAAUAACGCAUUUAACUUGAAUGUUUUUUAUACUUUGAACUACGAGCAAGGUUUUUUUUAUUCGUAUUAAAUUUGAACUCGAUAAGAAAAAGAAUGAACAAGAAAGCAAAUAAAAUUGUAAUCAUAAUCGUAACUAAAUCGAAUACGAUGUAAUUGAAUGUGAACGUUAUUAACUCAUUAACUAUUAUUAUUAACUACGAUUCCAACUGUAUGCGCAUUUUAUAUAUACAUAUAUAAAAACAAUUAAGGCAAAGACAAGAUUAAAACUCAUUAAUGUAAUGUGUAAGCGAUGAGAAGGUACUUACAGUAAAUUAAAUAUAAAUAUUUUUAUACAUGUGGAAAAAAUUGAACAAAAAAAUUAUGAUAAUUUAUUAAACGCUGCAAUUUGAUAGAGUGACAAGUUCUGGAACACAUGAUAUAUGAAUUUGAUAUAACAGAUUUUGAAUUCUACUAAAAAAAAUCAUAAUUGAAGAAAAAACAUCAAACAAGAACUUGAAUAAUAAAAUGAAAUGAAAGUCUUUUUAAUGCUUAGGGGCCACAAUUUUCGAAGUAAUUAAAAAAAAAUGAAGGAAAAUGA
Drosophila bipectinata is the source of this 5765-nucleotide messenger RNA. It is a transcript of the gene brat, whose product is annotated as brain tumor. NCBI's taxonomy places the organism in Eukaryota, Metazoa, Arthropoda, Insecta, Diptera, Drosophilidae. Gene Ontology annotation, molecular function: zinc ion binding; mRNA 3'-UTR binding; protein binding. The record is from RefSeq and is a predicted model, not a curated record. Gene Ontology annotation, biological process: negative regulation of translation.